Salvia miltiorrhiza (redroot sage) is the source of this 1481-nucleotide messenger RNA. Its product is annotated as gibberellin 20 oxidase 1-B-like. The transcript has 3 exons. Lineage: Eukaryota; Viridiplantae; Streptophyta; Magnoliopsida; Lamiales; Lamiaceae. Bases 61 to 1218 code for a protein of 385 amino acids. Gene Ontology annotation, molecular function: gibberellin 20-oxidase activity. The record is from RefSeq and is a predicted model, not a curated record. Gene Ontology annotation, biological process: response to light stimulus; unidimensional cell growth; flower development.
ACUAAUCCACUAUAAAUAACACCCUUGCUUCCAAAAUCCUUACACAAAUUGCAAGCUCAAAUGGAAUCAAUUUCCCCAUCCCUACUUCUCACUCCUCCAUUCCAAUCCAAAAAUGGCCUCAAUCUCGUAUUCGACGCAUCCCUCCUCCAACAGCAACCCAACCUCCCCACACAAUUCCUAUGGCCCCACGAGGACACAUCCUACGCCGCCGCCGCCGACGAGCUCAACGACCCGCCGGUCGACCUCGCCGGAUUCUUCCACGGAGAUCGAGGCCUCAUCAAUUCCACCGCCGCGCAGAUCAGGACGGCCUGCUCCAACCACGGCUUCUUCCAAGUCGUGAACCACGGCGUCGACCUAGCCCUCGUCCGCGCCGCCCAUCAACAUAUGGACGCAUUCUUCAGCCUCCCCCUCCGCCGCAAGCUCGCCGUCGGGAGACAGCCCGGCGGCCUCCGCGGCUACUCCGGCGCCCACGCCGACCGCUUCUCCUCCAAGCUCCCAUGGAAGGAGACCUUCUCCGUGACCUACAAACAUGCCCCCGCCCCCGCCCCCGCCCCCGCCCUCGACGUAGUUAACUACAUCAAACGCGGAGUAGGCCAGGAUUUUGAGGAAUCAGGGUAUGUGUUGCAGAGGUAUUGUGAAGCAAUGCACGAGUUAUCAAUGGCGAUCUUCGAGCUGCUGGCGAUUAGCUUAGGGUUAGAGCAGUUGCAGUGCCGGGAAUUCUUCGAGGGCGGCUGCUCGGUGAUGCGGGGCAACAACUACCCGCCGUGCAAGGAGGCGGGGCUCACCCUCGGCACGGGGCCCCACUCGGACCCGAACGCGCUGACGUUGCUGCAUCAAGAUGAAGUCGGAGGGCUCGAGAUCUUCGCGGACAACAAAUGGAGAGCCAUCCGACCUUGCCGUGAGGCCUUUGUUGUUAACAUUGGUGACACUUUCAUGGCAUUAUGCAACGGGCGAUACAAGAGCUGCCUGCAUCGGGCGGUGGUGAACAAGGAGAGGGUUCGGAGAUCCCUCGUGUUCUUCGUGAACCCUAAUGAGGACAAGGUGGUGAGGCCCCCAGGGCGACUGCUGGGGCCCACGGCCCCGGCGCGGCUCUACCCCGACUUCACGUGGUCCGAUUUGAGGGAUUUCACCCAAAACCACUACAGGGCCGACACUUGUACGCUCCAACACUUUGUCAGCUGGCUUUCCAAUAAGACACAGCAUUAUUCGCUUCCUUAAAUAUUUAUUUUAUUUUUUCUGAUUUUUGUGUCGUUGAUCUCUCUCUCUCUCUCUCUCUCUCAUAAGUCUGUAUGUAUGUAUUUGUGUGUGUAGUUGCGUUGUGUGUAUACGUGGUGAGGUCAAUCGUGUUUAUCUUCGUUAUUUUUAUUUUUAUUUUGUUAUUUUCUGGGCUUCUCGUUUAUUAGGUUCUGGAUUCGACUGCCUUUUGUAGUAUUCUCUGGAUUGAAUCUUGGCAAAUAAUUGUGAUGUAUCUCAUUGAUUAA